Molecule: messenger RNA, 435 nt
Organism: Saccharomyces kudriavzevii IFO 1802
Lineage: Eukaryota; Fungi; Ascomycota; Saccharomycetes; Saccharomycetales; Saccharomycetaceae
Gene: BUR6
Product: negative cofactor 2 transcription regulator complex subunit BUR6
Exons: 1
Coding region: 1-435 (144 amino acids)
Biological process (GO): transcription by RNA polymerase II; positive regulation of transcription by RNA polymerase II; negative regulation of transcription by RNA polymerase II
Cellular component (GO): nucleus; negative cofactor 2 complex
Molecular function (GO): transcription coactivator activity; protein heterodimerization activity; transcription corepressor activity
Source: RefSeq, a predicted model, not a curated record
AUGGAUCAAGUGCCAAUAACAACGCAUCUACCACCAAUAAAACCAGAACAUGAGGUGUCACUUGACACCGGUGGAGGGGCAGCGGCUAAUAUGAGCAGCAGCACGGCCGACAAUGGCGAGUUAAGGGACGUGUUCGACAGGAUAAAAACACACUUUCCACCGGCUAAGGUAAAGAAGAUAAUGCAAUCGGACGAGGACAUAGGCAAGGUGUCACAGGCUACGCCAGUAAUAGCGGGUAGGUCACUAGAGUUUUUUAUAGCGUUGUUGGUGAAAAAAAGCGGAGAAACGGCAAGAGGACAAGGAACGAAGAGGAUAACCGCCGAAAUACUGAAGAAAACAAUAUUAAACGACGAGAAGUUCGAUUUUCUAAGGGAAGGCGUGUGCGCGGAGGAAGAUCAAGCACAGGAGGAAGAGGAGGAGGAGGAGAGUGCUUGA